UUACUGAGUCAGUAUUGCAGUGCGCCGCGGUUGCUCCUCCUGAGCGCUGGGGGGGCGCUGCGCCUGACGCGGUUCGGCUCGAAUCGUCCCGUUCUCGGCUUCUGCGCUGCUGCGCUGCCGCUGUCCAGUCCUGAGCGUUCAGCACCGCGAGCGGUGGACAGCUCCCGACCCUCCGAGAAAAGCACAGCAGACCGCAGCAGAACCGCUUCAGCCGGCCUCAUCUACCACCGAGCGCUGUGGCCAUGUACGAUGGGGCGAGGGUUCCCUCCCCUGAGGACGCCGCUAACGGGGUCCCGCUGCAGCCCGAGACCCCUGCGGCCACACAUCACAAAGCUAAUGAGGAGCCGGAGGAGAAAGAGGGCAUCCCACCUGAGCCGGUCCUGGUGAAGAAGGCUCACCGUGAGAUUCUGGACCAUGAGAGGAAGAGGAGGGUGGAGCUGAAAUGCAUGGAGCUUCAGGAGAUGAUGGAGGAACAGGGGUAUUCCGAAGAAGAAAUCCGACAGAAGGUUGGAACGUUUCGGCAGAUGCUGAUGGAGAAGGAGGGUGUGAUAACUCGAGAAGGCUUGCACCCACGUCCACCGAUCAGGCUGCUUCCUCACGGGGAUGAAGAUCAUGUGGAAAACGCUGCGUACAUUGAUGGCUAUGAGGAAGACUAUGAUUGGGAUGGAGAAUAUUACAAGCAAGAUUCAACUGCCUACGAUGAGUGCAGUCGAUCUAAGAGGAAAUCCAGCAGAUCACCUUCCCCUCGGCCAAAGAAGAGGAAAAAGAAGAAGGCAAGAAGACACAGUCGAGACAAGAGGAAGAAAAGCGUAAAGAAGCACAAAAGAGACAGGUCCACAUCUGGCUCAAGGAGGAAGAGGAGACACAGAUCUGGGAGCCCCAAAAACAAACACAAAGACAAGAACAAACAGAAGAAGAGGUGUUCAGUGGAGUCUCCCAGCAGGAGUUCUCAGCACAGAGGCAGCUGCUGUAGUUCCCGCAGCGGAUCCGUCUCCUCCACCGCCAGCGUCUCCAAAUCACCCAGCAGAUCAAAUGCAAAGUGCAGGAACGAUUGGCACAAACAGGAAGGAAGUCACUCCAGCCACAGCCCACCGCCGCCCCUCAGCGCUGACCAGCCAAUCACGUGGCACAAUGGCAACCAUAGCGUCCGUGUCCGCAACGGCAAAGAUUCGGGAGCCAAUCACAUGGAGGGGAAUAAAGGGAACGAUGUAUGUAGUCUCCUCUACUUUAACUCCAUCUGUUCUCUGCCGUUUACACUACUAAUCCCACACACACACACACACACACACACCACGUUCAACUGAUUCAGUCAUAUCUGUGUGAGCUGACUCUAAAUAUCUCUUUUCCCUCUUUGGCUCCAUUCCGUGAGUUUUUCUGUUCUCAAGCCAUUUUUGUGUUUGUUGGGAAGGGGUUUUGUUUUGUCGAAACAGAUGUCCAUCAUUUUCCUUCCGUAAUAAUGUCAUGCUUUAUUUCACGUACAAGCCAUGUUGACUUUUUCAGUUCUAGAAAGAGAAGGAAUGGAAAAGCUGAGGACAUGUUUAAAAGGUUUUUUUUUUUUACAGUGGAAACUAAAAUGCAACCAAUUGUUGAAUAUGUCCAUCCCAAAGACAAACUGAUGGUUGUGGCAUCUUGCGACAUGCAGUACUAUUAUUUUACAUAAUAAUAUACUAAUUCAGUGGCUAGUGUUGGAUAACGUCCCAUGAAGGAAACAUUCCAUGCCUCAACCAGAUUAAUUAUAGAUAUUUUGGUAACACUUUUGCUUCAUUUGUUAACAUUAG
Molecule: messenger RNA, 1778 nt
Organism: Sinocyclocheilus anshuiensis
Lineage: Eukaryota; Metazoa; Chordata; Actinopteri; Cypriniformes; Cyprinidae
Product: serine/arginine repetitive matrix protein 3-like
Exons: 11
Coding region: 243-1304 (353 amino acids)
Molecular function (GO): mRNA binding
Source: RefSeq, a predicted model, not a curated record